Thamnophis sirtalis is the source of this 922-nucleotide messenger RNA. NCBI's taxonomy places the organism in Eukaryota, Metazoa, Chordata, Lepidosauria, Squamata, Natricidae. The record is from RefSeq and is a predicted model, not a curated record.
AUGAAACAGGUUAUCUGGGCUCAGACCAAGGCUUGCUUUGACCCCCUCCCCCCCUUAGGCGACUCUGGGGCCGGCUGCCGGACAGCCGCGGGAGGGAAGCACGUCUUCCAGCCCAGCUUCCCAGCCUCCAGCCCUUACGUGACAACGGUUGGGGGCACGGCCUUCCAGCAGCCUUUCCUGGUGGGCACUGAGGUGGCACACUACAUCAGUGGAGGCGGGUUCAGCAACGUCUUCCCUAUGCCCGACUACCAGGUAACGGCUGUGAAGCGUUUCCUGAGCACGUCGCCUCGGCUGCCCCCGGCCAGCUACUACAACAGCACAGGAAGAGCUUAUCCCGAUUUGGCGGCCCUCUCGGACAACUACUGGGUGGUGACCAACCGCAUCCCCAUGCCCUGGGUCUCGGGCACCUCUGCUUCCACUCCUGUGGUUGGGGGCAUCAUUGCCCUGAUCAACGACUGGCGCCUCCAGCGAGGGUUGCCUGCCCUGGGCUUCCUCAACCCUGCCCUGUACCGGCUCCAGGAAGGAGGGAACAGCACUGCCCUCUACGAUGUGACCCACGGAUGCCAUCUGUCCUGUCUGGAUGCUGCUGUGCAGGGCCAGGGCUUCUGUGCUGGCCCUGCUUGGGACCCCGUCACAGGCUGGGGGACCCCCAACUUCCCUCAGCUGCUGCGUGGCCUCCUGGGCUAGCAGGCCAUGAUGUGGGCCUUACUUGUGGCCAGUUUGCAAUCAGGAUGGGGGAGAGGGAAUGGACAGGGUGUGUGACUGGGAGGCUACAGUGGCACAUGGGGGGGUGGGGUAUCCUGCCCCAAGGGGGCUCCUCUUUUCUAAGUGGGAACCGUGUCAGAGGGAUCUUCUGUCAUGGACUAAUCAGUGCCCAGAGACCGGCCACUGCCAGCCACGCAACCCUGGGGUGGGGGUGGGG